AUGAUUCACUCAACCAAACUGCUAUGUAAUAAUAUGAAUCCAUAUUAUUUUAUCAAUAAUUUGGUUACUACACCAUUAAUUCGUGUUUCUCUGCUUCGGAAUGGCAACUAUAUCAGUAAUCGAAGGGAUGAUUCAAAACGAUCGUUCGGUCAUUGUCUCGGAAAUGUUUGUCUCGACGAGAAAAAGAACGACCUUUCCAAAAAGAAGCCAAUGAGAACCGAGAAAGAAGUAUUCAGCUUGUUUUCAUAUGUAAAGCAGCAAGAAACGAAUAGGAAUGAUGAAGAAAAUCGAAAACAGCAAAUUAUAUUCGAGCAACAAGUUAAGGCUUUAAAGGAGCAUAUUGAAACAAGCACUGCAGAAUCUGUUGAUAAAGAUAACAACAACGAUGUAGACUGGAAUGAGAUGACAGCCAAUGAAUUUCAGCGCUACACGCUUGAAUUGUUUAAGAAAUGCAUUCACAGCAUUAAUGAAAAGAAUCAUGAUUUAAAAUUGACGUUAAAAGCAGAGCCAUCAGAGCCAUUAACUGAUGAUGAAAAGAAUUUUAUACGUGACAAGUUUAGAUACUUGAUUGACACAACCGCUGUACAGUUUUUUGACAAGAUCACAAAAACAAAUAUUGUUCGACCUGAUUUUCUUGUCAUGGCUCACGACAGAAAAUUUAUUUUCGAUGCCAAACAUUACAACUCUAAAAGUGUGAGAAAUAAGGACUCUCCACUCAUUGGCAAGCAACUGAUUUUUACAGCCAAUCCAAGUCGUAACAGCACAUCGAAAGGAGAAGUUAACAUUUAUGAAAUUGUAAAAUUAUACAGAGAUAUUCAUGCAUUUAAGGCAACGGGUGGAGGUCUUAUAUUAAGUCCAAAUACGAAACUGACUCCUAGUGCACAACAUUUGGCCGUUACUCUCAAUUUAAUCAUCAUCAAGCUGAAAAAGAAAGGAAAAUUGAAGACAAGUUUUCAAAAGAUUUUCAAGCAUACCUUGAUCUUUAUAAUAUUACUUCUUAAUAUUUUACAAUCGCCACCUUUAUUGAUUUGUACAUUUUGUUGUAAAUAA
Naegleria lovaniensis is the source of this 1050-nucleotide messenger RNA. RefSeq lists its product as uncharacterized. The record is from RefSeq and is a predicted model, not a curated record. Bases 1 to 1050 code for a protein of 349 amino acids. The transcript has a single exon. Lineage: Eukaryota; Heterolobosea; Eutetramitea; Acrasida; Naegleriidae.